AUGAAAGGCUGCUCAUACUGCCACCGAACGUUCCACAAGACAGAGCAUCUUCUCCGCCACGAGCGCUCUCAUACAGGGGAGAAGCCAUAUAGAUGCGAUACAUGCGGUCGCGGUUAUGCACGGAGCGAUGUCCUCCUUCGCCAUGUUAGAUACUUUCACCCAAACAGUGAACAGAGAGAGCGCCGAAGAUCCGAUGUCUCAACAAACGAGAAGAGCCGACAGCGCCGACAGAGUGUACUGGCCGAUUCCAUAAAUGUCUGUUCGAUACCACCACUGGAGACGGAGGAAGGAUCGGAAGGCGACACAGAUCAGCAAGAGGAUAAUCAUAUGCGCGAUGAUGCGCAGCCACAACAGCAGGAGGAUGCUUCUGUAACUGUCGAUAACUCGAUGGCGCAGUUCUCAACGUCCGAUCUUGACGCAUUGGCUACGGUAUCAAUGCUGCAAGCUCUCCACGAACAGCCGACCGAUUCCACGAAGUUGGCUUUGGAGGAUUCUUUUGAUGAUCGACGGCCUGCGAACCAUUCCCCUGCUAUUGGCCAGCAGAAUAAUGAGCUAUCGCCGAUGAGCUUCUCGCAUCAUAUGGUAGAGACAUCAUUGGAGACAGCUACCCCGACUUUGUUCACCGCCAAUGCCGAAUUUCUCAGUCCUGGAGUGUCAUUGAGCACCAGGGCAAAUGUAUUUCAUUCUCACACUGCGGCCUCGUCGGGUCCUUGGGGGAAUAAUGAAGCAUCCCUCACGUCGAUGAGCAACACAGAUCUUCUGCAUUACGCUGGAGCUCUGGAAUUAUUACAACCCAAUCUCAGCCACUUGGACUUUCUCGACUUUGGUCUUGGCGAAACUUCACCUGGUGUUCGCGGAUCUCAAGCUUCGAGUAACAGCGUCGACCCUGUCAGCAGUAUCCCCCUCGAGCGCUUCGCAAGAGUAGCGGCUCUAUGGCCCAGGAACCGAACACACUCAGCAAGUCAAAUCGCCUCUAAAGUCUGGGCGGACGUGGUAAACUAUCGUGGUGAUGGUAUAUUUACAGAUGUCUCCAUUUCGCAGUCGUCACCAAGCUCAACAAUUGGUACUGAGAAUGAAUCGAGAUGGGGAAUGGACGAAGAAAAGAGACAGGAUCUCAUCCGAGAGUUCGGGUCACCGAGUUCCAGCGUUGAAUUUCUACCCGCGAGACUAUUGAACCUUGGUCUCACCAUUGCAUUUCGACAGCCUCAUUCUCUCGUCCCAUUUAUACACCAACCCACGUUUUCAGCAAAGUCAGCAUCUAACUCAGUUGUCUUCUCAUUAUGUCUCCUAGGUCUGGCUAUUCUGGACUCAUCAUAUGUGAAGCCAUUCACCGCACACUACUUGCCAGCAGCUACGGAGAAAUGCUGUUCUCAAUUAGCGAUACCGUCAUUUGGCCCUGAUGGAUCGGCGCAGCUUGUCGAGCGCCUUGCGUCCGCUGCUUUACUUCUGAUGGCCUGGUCGAUAAGCUCACCACAUGGUGCUCGCGAUGCCUUCUUGUCCAGGAUGCUUUACAACCAGACCAUGAACGUACGUUUAAACCCUUCCGUUCUUCUCCUCUCGCCCAAAGCUGACGACAUGACGUACUUUCAGCUUGUAAAAAUGUCAGGGUUAUUGAUGCCGCGAUCUUCAGCGUUUAGUAUCGACAACCUACUCAGCCAAGCGAACUCGGCCAGAGUCAUUCAUGACCCAGCACAGAGCGAUGACUGGGCGUGGAAAGCAUGGGCUCGAACGGAAAGUUUUAAGAGAUUAAUAUCGACAGUGAUAAUGAUUGACGCAUGGUGGGCCUCCAGACAAAACACAGAGCCACUCAUUUGUACUUCCGUGGUGCAAUUGGAGAUGUCAGCAUCAAUCGACUUGUACCGGUCGUCAUCAGCAAAGUCAUGGAGGAGUGGUUGUCGCAACGCUGGCACCAAUCCAACCACAGAACCUGUCAUAAUACGAAUGCACGCUCCGUCUAUCACAUUGACACCACUGCAAGAAACAUCACCCAUUGGCAUGACUGGCUUGUUAUCUGUCAUCUGGGCACGCAUUCUUCAACAUCAGCACCAGUCGAGAGGAGCAAGGGAUAUAAAUGGAGAUCAGCCUACCGCCAGUGUCGAUGCUUCGACCGAGACAGGCAAUAACAUUCUUCGUGUGCUAGGCGAUAUCUACACAAACUACUCGAGGUUUCUGCGAUACCGGAACCCCAACUGUAUCGCCCAAUGGCACUUCCUCAACCUCAACGUACUGGCCAAUCUUGAAAUCUUCGAAAUGGCUUCCGGUCGCAACGGAGCUGAGAGCGCAUACGCUGCAUUACAAGAGAUCGCCAACUGGAGUCAGACCCAGUAUGCACGACGAGCCUGUCUCCACGCUGCAGGUAUAUACGUCGCCAUGAGCCGAAGACGCGCAAACGAUGGUGUAAUGCUCCACUCCGACAUGUCCUUAUUCACUGCCGCGCUUGUCCUGGGACUUUACGUCUUUAUGAUGCAACCGAACGAAGGACAUACUGAUGCUGACACAGAGUCAUUUGAGUUACUCAACGAUAUCGACUGGACUAAUCUAUGUGACCCAAUGUCUAUAGUAGAGCAUGCUGGGGAUAAUACAGCAAUGUGUGAAGCGGGAUAUAAUGCUGCCAAGAUGAUCUUGCUCGAGUUUGCGAGCUUGUUAGAAGAGGUUGGGAAGUGGAAUGCGAAAGAACUGUGUCAUAUUCUACGGAUAAUGAGCGACUCUUUGAUCGAAGUCGACGACCGUUUGGGUGGUGAUUGA
Fusarium tjaetaba is the source of this 2745-nucleotide messenger RNA. RefSeq lists its product as uncharacterized. The transcript has 7 exons. The record is from RefSeq and is a predicted model, not a curated record. Gene Ontology annotation, biological process: regulation of transcription by RNA polymerase II. The coding region runs from base 1 to 2745 and encodes 914 amino acids. Gene Ontology annotation, cellular component: chromatin. Gene Ontology annotation, molecular function: RNA polymerase II cis-regulatory region sequence-specific DNA binding; DNA-binding transcription factor activity, RNA polymerase II-specific. Lineage: Eukaryota; Fungi; Ascomycota; Sordariomycetes; Hypocreales; Nectriaceae.